GAAAAGAAAGGCAAAGAGGAAGGUUGUGUUUACUCAGUUCUCUUACUUUUUUCCACAAUUUGGAGAAUUUUCCGAAUUUUCUCGUACGCAAACAACAAUGGGUUGCGAUGGUGGAACAAUCCCUCGUCGCGAUGAACUCGUGCGGACAAAAAAGAAGCCCGAACAGAAGGAUAAAGAGUCCGAGAUGCAGUUCCGGUGGCGUCAUUGUGCCCUCACGCAGCAACCACUGCAGGAGCCAAUUGUGAUGUGUGGCCUGGGGCGUUUGUACUCCAAACAGAGUGUCAUUGAGCAUCUGCUGGAGAAGGAGAAGAUGCCCGAAUCUGCAAGCCACAUUAAGUCUCUCAAGGAUGUGAAGCAGCUCACUCUUACACCCAAUCCCACGUACAGGGAUGCCGAUAAGCAGGAGGGAUUGCUGGAUGUGCGCAGUGCUCCGUACAUUUGCAAACUCAUUGGACUGGAGAUGAGUGGAAAGUUCCGAUUUGUGGCUCUCUGGGGAUGUGGCUGUGUCUUCUCUGAGCGUGCCCUCAAGGAAAUUAAGAGUAGUGUGUGCUCACUGUGUCAGACCCCCUACACGGAGGCUGAUAUUGUGAUCCUCAAUGGGAGUGAGGAGGACACAGAUUUGAUGAGGAGUAAAAUGGAAGCUCGUGUGGCCAGAAGGAAGGCAGAGAAGAAGGAGAAAGAGGGCAAGAAGGCUAAGAAAACAGCUGAAAUGCCACAGAUUUCCGAACCUGGACCAUCAACGGCAUCAACAUCGUCAUCAACAGUGACAACAGCCGCUCCUGAACCCUCAAAGGAGACAAAGGAGGCAAAGGAGCUCAAACCAGGCAGCAGCAAGAUCAUAAAGGAGCUCAAGAGAUCCAACAGUGAAAAACUCUCCGAUCCGGCAUUCAAGAAAGCCAAAAAAUCCUACAGUGUGGCCAGCGAUCCCAAAGCCACGGAUGUCUACAAAUCCAUCUUCACGUCGCACAAGAGCGAAAAGGAGCAGGAUAGAGCACACUGGGUGACCUACAAUCCUUUCUACAACUAAACUUUGCAGAAAUUAGUGGAAUCAGACGAUUUCCUAGCGUGAAAAGGAAUUCCGCGUAUUGUUUUUGUCUUAUUUUAUGAUUAUUUGUGUAAUUAAUUAGAAAAUAAAUAAUUUUCUUUUGAA
Messenger RNA from Lutzomyia longipalpis, 1150 nucleotides. RefSeq names its product replication termination factor 2. Gene Ontology annotation, cellular component: nucleus. The transcript has 2 exons. Lineage: Eukaryota; Metazoa; Arthropoda; Insecta; Diptera; Psychodidae. Gene Ontology annotation, biological process: mitotic DNA replication termination; site-specific DNA replication termination at RTS1 barrier. The record is from RefSeq and is a predicted model, not a curated record. Bases 98 to 1027 code for a protein of 309 amino acids.